CGCCAUUUAUUGUAUUUUUUUUCAAAUAAAUAAGUUAUUAAAUUGGGAAAUUUUCGAGAAAACUAUCCAAUUAUUCAAUAAUUUCCUUUUCUUUUUAUGAAAGAUACAUCUAUUUUCAGUAUUUCAUUUAUAAAAAUAAAACAGUUGAUCAAUUAAACCGCAUUUUACUCAUUUAAUUCCUGCUCUUGAAUGCAACUUGUUUAUAAAGAAGAUGGUGAUAUAUUGCAUAUUUUCCUUAAUCUUUCUUAUUCAAUCAACAGGUAAGCCUCUUCUUUUAAAAAAUCUUUGAUGUUUUCUUCUUCAACUAUCGCCGAAAUGCAGAUGCUAUUUGCUCUUCUAAUGAUAAUUGCUUGGCCAAUGGUCAAUGUAUAAAUGGAAAUUGCGAAUGUGACUAUCCAUUUAAUAAUGAAGCUUGUAAUAUGGGUAAUUGGUUUAUAUUGUCUAUACGCUUGCUCUUAAUUAACUCUUUGCUAUAUAGGAGCUAAAUACUAUUACGAGGAGGGAAUUUCCGAUGGAGAUAUUAUUGCAGUUUUUCCGUCUCUCAAUUCAACUGAAGAAUGUCUCGAAAAAUGUCAAAGUAAACCGGAAUGUAUUACCAUUGGUAUAGGAGUUCGAAAUAAUACAACAGUCUAUUGUUCACUGAAGGAAAAUACAAAAUUUCCCAUUAAAACAUUCACAGCCUUUGACAAUAUAACAAAAUUUUAUACAUUUCUAUCUAAAGGUUGUUUAUUUCUUUUAGACUAUAAAGUGUCUAAAUAAAUACUCUGAUUGUAUUUUUCUCUUGAAAACAGAUUCAGAAUUAUCACUUUGCGGACAAGAAAAUGUACAGAAUUAUCUCAUAAAAGUGUGUCUUCAAUAUCUAUGGUUAACAGCCACUCAUUGCUCAUUAAAUGGAUUUGAAAAGCUUUACAGUCAACAAUAUUAUUUAUUUAACAAAUACUCAACACCUGCUGCUCUAAAAUCAGAAAUGAAACAGAAAAUUAAUUCGAAUAUAGCAGCCGAAAAACAUCACACACAAGCCGAACGCAGAAACUUAUGCUACGGUUUCAUAUCUCGUGGAGAGUAUAAUGUAGCGUUAAAUAAAAAAGUUUCGUCUUUCAAUGGUUUAACUGAAGAACCACGCCACAUUUAUGACAAAAAACAUUUGGUUGAUGGUAUUACUCAUGCUGAUUAUUUGUCAGGUGGAUGUACACAUAUGAAUCCUGUUUAUUAUGACCAUAAAAUACGGCUAUUUGUUGAUUUAGAAAGAGAUUAUAUUGUCAAUUCAGUUGUCCUCUAUAGCUCAAAAAAGCUAAGUGUGUACAAAUAUCAUUUACUUGUCUUACACAGGUGUUUCGAAUAUACUUGCACAUAUUUACAUAUUUCAGCUUGGGAUCAACAUGUCGAAAUAUACAUGUUGAAGGAUAAACCAAAUAACGUUGUUUUUCAACCGUUCGAUGGGGAAAGAUGUGACUAUUCAAUAUAUGUAAAGUCCAGAGGAGAGAAAACAAAGAUAACUUGUAAAUAUAACAUAGAAGCUGGGCGUUAUGUGACAUUGGUAACGUGGAACCAAAUUUUUCUAUGUGAACUUGAAGUCUAUACGAGUAAGUAAGGGUGAGAGGGAGAGAGGAAAUCGGGAGGAAAAUUCAAUUUUGUUUAUAUUUUACAGACGAUUUAGCUCUUAACACUCAAGUUGCAUCGUCCAGCGUAAAGGAUAUAAAUAGCUAUCCCGGCUUUGCUGUCCUAGAAGAUUCAUCUAGAUAUGAUUUUCAAUCAUUAGAUGAGCAAGAUUCUUGGAUGAGUGUCUACUUGAAGGCGAAAUAUUUAAUCUAUUGGCUGGAAUUAUUUAAACUAGAAUUAAAGAAAUUUAAAGUCUAUACAAUCAAUCGAAACUUUCUAAUUGAUCAAAGUUUUCAAAAUGACGAAUUGUCGUAUUCUAAUGAAAAUGCAAACAAAGUUAAUACAAAUCAUCUUGUUAUACCGUGCACGAAAAUUUUAUCUGGGGUUUUUGUUGCAUUAAAAUCAUCGGAAGGCUUCAUGUUAAGAAAACUGGAAAUAUAUGGCUUUUACGAAGGAGAAACUGAUAUUGAAAAUUUUGCUUAUGGCAAACCAGUUUGGAUUCCUUCAAUGGACCAAAAUUCAUUCGCCUAUUAUGUAACGGAAGGAUUUAGUGAGCACUCAUUAACAGCUAUUGCUACACUUGAUAAAUGGAUGAUAAUUGAUUUAUUAAAGUUGUAUCGAAUUGAUCAAAUUGCAAUUCAGAUGAGAUCGUCGAAAGAAAUUCAAGAUGUUGAAAGAUAUUCGAAUUACUUCAAAUUCUACUAUAAGAGGGAAGACAUAAACAUAUCUGACAAUGGCAUUGAUGAUACUACUACAGCUAUAAAUUCUGCAACAGUUGCUGCUGACACUACUUAUAAUGAUGAUAUUACUACUGUUACUAACCACAGCACUCCUGAGAGUUACACUGCUAUUAGUAGUAAUACUAAGACUUCUGCUCCUGUUGCUAGUACCGAUAAUAGUCCGACUACUGGUACUAGUAAUACGCAUAAAAAUCCUAUUAAUAUACAGAAUCUUAGUGUACCACCUCUCAAACAACAGAAUGCAAAUGGCAGCAAUAAUAUUAAUACUGUUUCCACUGUCACUCCAGCUUCUACUCCUGCUUCUUUCCCUGCUUCUUCCUCUGCUAGAACUACUAAUAUAAUUAAUACUAAAACUAUUACUACUUCUACAAAUACAAGUACAGCUGAUUCUAUUACUAGUGUUAGUAUCAAUGAUGGUGAUAUUAGUAGUAGUAAUACUGAUUUUGCUGUCAGUGCUACUACUGCUACUACUGCUACUACUGCUACUUAUGGUAGUACUGCUGAUUACAGUAGUGGAAAUGAUGAGAUUAAAUCCGAUUGUCAAAUUAUUAGUAAUAUUCAUGCAAAUAGAUAUGGACGCUUGUUAGUAUGGAGUUGUCUCCAAAAAGUGAAUAUUGGUAGAUUUGUUUUGAUACAAAAUUUCAAAGGAAAACCCUUAGAAAUGCGACAAGUUUACGUUUUUGGUGGAAAUGCUAAUACCGAGUAUCCGUUGAAAAAUAUUCCUUUGACUAGCGCGUCAACAGUAGGCAAUUUUGAUUAUGAUAAAUCACCUUUGAAAGCCAUUGAUGGACAUUUUACGAAAUAUUCUACACCCAAUCUAUUAUAUUCCUGUACAACUGUAACGCCAGCUGUAAAGUUAUUAAUUCAUUUUGAUAAACUUUCAUACGUUAAACAAGUACUAAUUCAGCCGAGACAAGACCAAGCCAAUAUUAUAAAUAUUAAUGUUAAUAUUGAGAGUAAAAGUGGAAGUUUAAAACUACUCUGCUCAAAUUUUACUUCGUCGACGAUCGUAAAUUAUCUUAUUCAAGUAAAUUGUUCAAUAGCUUUAUAUGGAGAUCAAUUAUCUAUUGAACAAAUUUACACUAUUCAUUCUCAUGAUAUUGAUAUUUGUGAAGUGAAAGUGUUUAAAUUCGAUUCGUAUGAAAAAGAUAUAUCGAAGAAAUGCAUAAAUAAUGAUAAAAGAAGAUUAGCAUUGUCCAGAAAAUUUCAAUCGCCUUCAAACGAGGAUUGCCUUAUUUAUGCCAAUAUAAAUACAUUUGACAAAUGCGUAGAAUUUUGGAAAAACACACAACACGAAUUAUUCACCUAUGACUUUAAACAUAAAACUUGUUGUACACACAAUCCGAAUUCUACCAUUCUUAGUAAUCUAUUAAGUCACUCUAUUAUUGGACACUUUGUAUGUGUUAAUGGAAAUUAUACAUGUUAGAGAAAGAGAGAGAGAGAGAGAUGAUAAGUUUGAGACGGCAGCGAAUGAUAUUAACAGAAAACUUAUCUCUUUCCUUUUAAGAACAAAGUUUUGCCACUCACCCUCUUGUUUUCUCUCUCUCUCUCUCUUCUAAUCUAACUCUUAUUGGACCUCAAAUUGCAAUGAAUGUAAACAUUAUCUAUCCAUAAUUGUUAAUAUAGAAAUGUAAAUAUUUAUUUUAUAAAUAAAUAACAACAUUUUGUUUCUGAACAAAACAGUAAUGCCUUUGAAAUUGGUAAGUAGAGGCACUCUGAACAUUUUCUUACUGUGGGGAAAAA
This is a messenger RNA of Dimorphilus gyrociliatus, 4082 nucleotides long. NCBI's taxonomy places the organism in Eukaryota, Metazoa, Annelida, Polychaeta, Dinophilidae. The record is from the annotation of a GenBank genome assembly.